Molecule: messenger RNA, 2111 nt
Organism: Ochlerotatus camptorhynchus
Lineage: Eukaryota; Metazoa; Arthropoda; Insecta; Diptera; Culicidae
Gene: NTPase
Product: NTPase
Exons: 4
Coding region: 437-1819 (460 amino acids)
Molecular function (GO): hydrolase activity
Source: RefSeq, a predicted model, not a curated record
UUGGGUGGUAGCGCGGAGUGGUGGAAAAAGUGCUUGUUGGAGCGUAAUUAGCAGAAGAAGGAAUCAGAAAUUUUGCAUCGCAAGACCGCCAAUAUUUAUGCCAUAUCAACAAGUUAAAGAUGAAGCAGGUUGACGCUUUCCAGUGAUAAUAGUUGAAUGCCAGACAGAUAAAGAACUACGAUUCGCGACGCCACACCAGUUUGCUUAUCAGGCAGAAGACAACGUCGGGGAGGAGCAAAAAAUUGCUUAUCACCUUCCCAGUGCAACGACAAUGAGAUUGUGUUUGGAUAAAUCUGGGCAUCUGUCGUCGUUGGUUGAAUAUUUCGGACAAAGGGCAUUACCCUUUUUCGCAGAACCAACAGCAACGCUACCUCGAGCAACCUGUUGUGGCAUUCAAAUCAAUAUCUGUUGAUUCUACUUGUGAAAUCAGACGAAAAUGCGAUACGAGUAUCAGCUGCUUCAGCAGCAGGAUGCUUCCGAACGCACCCAAGCGCCGGUCGGAUCUCGCCGAAAGCCCAACCCCAAAAUAGUGGCCAACAACCUUCGCUUUUCGUUCUUCUGCCUGGUGGUGAGUGCAUCGCUACUAAUAUUCCUAUUCUUGGCGUACACCGAUUCGUUCCAUCCGAUCGUCGAUAGCAUAGCCGGAAAGCUCGGCUAUCAUGAGAAAACGUACGCCGUUGUAAUAGAUGCCGGAUCCACCGGAAGCCGUGUGCUAGCGUUUGAAUUUCAUCGCGGCUAUCUGGACGGACGAUUGGUACUGGAUUACGAGCUGUACAAACACUCCAAGCCAGGACUAUCAGCGUUCGCCGAUAAACCAGAAGACGGAGCAGCCACCAUUGAUAAACUGCUACAGGAAGCUAAAAACGUGAUACCAAAGGAGAAGAUGGCCACCACGCCGCUAGUAUUGAAAGCCACUGCCGGACUGAGGUUGUUGAAACCGGAACAAGCCGAGGGACUGCUGCAGGCUUGCAGAAAUUUGUUCGAAAAGUCCGGAUUCUUGGUGAACGACCACUCGGUGGAGAUUAUGGACGGAACCGAUGAGGGAAUUUUCUCGUGGUUCACUAUCAACUUCCUGCUGGGAAAAUUGAACGGUCACAAUACGGUCGCAGCUCUGGAUCUUGGCGGUGGAAGCACCCAGGUUACCUUCGCUCCAAAGGACGUCUCCCAAACUCCUCUGUACACAGAUUUCAUGCAUAAAGUUCCUACCGUCAACUCGUAUGUGGACGUAUUCACAACCAGCUACCUGGGAGCGGGACUGAUGGCCGUUCGACAUGCCGUUUUCACCAACGGAGCUCCCCAGGGUCAAACCAAGUUGGUCAGCGAAUGUGUGAAUUCUAUUGUGAAGGAUAAAUUGUUCCGAUAUGGGGCGGAACAGUACUACAUCAGUGGCAAAGAGAAUUCCAAAGCAACGGCUGAAAAUCCCGAAGUCGACUACGAGCUGUGCUCGUCCAUUGUUCGGAAGAAGGUGCUUCCGACGUUGAAGCCAAAACCGGUGACAUUGAAGCAGCACGAGAUCUCGGCGUUUAGCUAUUUCUUCGAUCGGGCCAUCGAGACGGGAUUAGUCGAUCCUUUCCAGGGCGGUGAGACCACGGUUGGCGACUUUAUUACCCGCUCUCGGGAGGUAUGCGCGGACGCCAACACCGAUCAACCCUUCAUGUGCGUAGAUCUCACAUUCCUCGCCGUCCUGCUGGAAGAAGGAUACGGUCUCAAACCGAAGACACCACUAAAGUUAUACAAGAAAAUCGACGGACACGAAAUCUCCUGGGCGCUGGGUUGCGCGUACAGCAUUCUGACCAGCAACAAGAGCUCCCAACUAUAGUAGCUCAACGAAUCAGUCGCCAAAGAGAGACAACGAUACAAUCAGCAAAACUAGCAAACAAACAGAACCACCAAAACGGAACCGAAACAGAUCUAGGGAAAUGGUUUUAAUUUUUUAGACAUCUUGAAGAAUUAGUUUGUCUUUUUAGUUGUUGUUGUUGUUCUGGGAAAGUUUAAAAUGGGACAAGGAAAACAAAUGGAUUCAGCUAUUUUGCAUCCAUAGAAGAAUCAUUUUUGAUAGCUCAAAUUUUAUGCAGACAACCAGUGCGUUGAUUAUUCUAUUAAAAGAAAAA